AUGGCCGACAAGAAGAAGGCUCAUGAUGAUACAUGGUCACAUCAACGAGUCCACACAAACUUCCCACAGAAAGCCGUCCGCGUCAUCGGACAAACGAACUCGUAUGUGGCAUUGUGGUACCAUCACGGAAAACCUGUAAUGGGAAAAGCCUGGAACGAUAGUGGUGUUGUGCAGUGUGCCUUUGCGGCGGACCGCAAGGCAUUCAUCGGAAUGGAAGUGGGCGGUGGAACCAUCCAACUUCUCACCUACAAGGGAACUCAUGUCCAAAAUCAAUUUUACUACGAUUGGAUCACGUUGUCUACAUGGAAGAUAACACAGUUCGCCACGGGCUGUCCCAUUUUGCGGCCGUCAAUUGCGUGA
Molecule: messenger RNA, 360 nt
Organism: Cooperia oncophora
Lineage: Eukaryota; Metazoa; Nematoda; Chromadorea; Rhabditida; Trichostrongylidae
Source: the annotation of a GenBank genome assembly